This is a messenger RNA of Phalaenopsis equestris, 913 nucleotides long. RefSeq lists its product as uncharacterized. The record is from RefSeq and is a predicted model, not a curated record. NCBI's taxonomy places the organism in Eukaryota, Viridiplantae, Streptophyta, Magnoliopsida, Asparagales, Orchidaceae.
AAUCUCCGGUCAACAAGAGAUUGGGAGGUUACCUGCUCAAAAUAGUUCACAAAGCACCGGUCAAGAGGCUUCUCAGACCGCCUCUUCGGUUCAGACGCCUCCCCAAAAUUUAGACCAAAGCGAUUAUGGCCCUGGCCUUUAUGCUGUCCCUGUUUAUCCACAAUUUAUGGGGAUGAUGCCUGGGUUUCCUCCUAGCACGCUUAUCCCUCUUACCUUUAAAAUUCCUACGAGAACAAACUCUGCUGGCACUGGCAGCGAGGAGCAGGGACAGGAAGCAAGACAACUGCAAGGGCCACAGAGACCAGUAAUUGUGAGGAGAUUUCACGUCGCAUUUCAGCUCGAUUUGGCUCUCAUCAUCAAGCUCGCAGCUGUCGUCUUUCUGUUCAGCCAAGAAGGAUCGAGACAGCGAUUAAUUCUCCUCGUCCUAUUUGCGUCUUUCAUCUAUCUGUAUCAGACUGGAGCCCUCACUCCUUUGAUCCGAUGGAUUCGAAGAGGCGGAGCUCCGCCGCUACGUGCCGAGCAACCUCCAAUGAGGCAUGUCGAUGGCAAUCAACCUCGGCCUGAAGGAAAUCACCAAGCUGAUAACCAGAAUGAUCAGCUGCCUGCUGUUGCGAACGAGAAUCCGCCGGAGGCUGGUCGGCGAAAUCAAAACCAUUUUUGGUAUGUUCUUAAGGAGAUCCAGAUGUUUGUUAUUGGGUUCAUCACUUCUCUUCUUCCAGGAUUCCAUCAUCACAAUGAAUAGAUUUGGGAAGAUUUACAUGCAUGCCACUUAAUUCCUAUGUAUUUACAUUUUUAAUACCUAGACGUCAUUUUUGACAUAUACGCUACUUUACCCAUGACCAUUUAAAAGUCAAAAUAGUGGUAUUUGUUAUAUAAUAUUAAAGAUUUGGGUGGCAUACAUGUAAAAAAUAAG